Messenger RNA from Mauremys mutica (yellowpond turtle), 1273 nucleotides. RefSeq names its product THAP domain containing 2 (gene THAP2). Lineage: Eukaryota; Metazoa; Chordata; Testudines; Geoemydidae. Bases 1 to 726 code for a protein of 241 amino acids. The transcript has 6 exons. The record is from RefSeq and is a predicted model, not a curated record.
AUGGAGCAGCCGGGACGCCGCCAUCUUAUUAAAGGGAAAGAGCGAGUCUCCCCAGACCGCCCCGUGUGCCGCCCGCAGGAGGAGAUGCCGACCAGCUGCGCGGCGGCGGGCUGCGCCGCCGUUUACAACAAGAGCGUCAACGUCAGCUUCCACCGAUUUCCUUUGGAUCCCAAGAGAAGAAAGGAAUGGAUACGUCUUGUAAAACGCAAUAAUUUUGUGCCAGGCAAACACACUUUUCUUUGCUCAAAGCAUUUUGAAUCCUCCUGUUUUGACCUAACUGGACAAACUAGACGACUUAGAAUGGAUGCUGUUCCUACAAUUUUUGAUUUCCCUGCUCAUCUAAAACUCAGGAAACCUAUGUCAAGAAAUCUGAAGAAGAAAGAUGUUUAUACCCCAGAAGGGGUAUCUAACUUCAAAACAAACAUUAGCUGUAGACAAGUACAACUUGAACACAGUUAUGCUUUCAGAAGCCCCAUGGAAGCCAAGAAAAGGAUAAUUAAGUUAGAAAAGGAGAUAGCAAGCUUGAGAAGAAGAAUGAAGAACUGCAUUCAAAAAGAACAUAGAGCCACACAAAGAUGGAUAGAAAUGACUUGCCUCAUCAAAAACUUGGAAACAAAUAAUAUUUUGCCAGGAGUCACACUGGACCACAUUUUACCAAAUGCCUUAAGAAACCUUCCCUUGGAAGAUUUCAGAAAUAUUUUACAAGAACAGCAAGACCAUCUAUAAAAGCUUUGCCAAUUUUAAAACUAGACUUCAAAAUUUAGAUUUAUACUGAAUAUAAUGCCAAAAAAUGUAUCCAGCUUAAUUAAUAUGUUUUUCUAAGACAUUCUUGUGGUGGUGAGGGACAACACUGGUUCUUAUGGCUGCUUAAUUAAUUGCAAAUACCCAUCUAUUACUAAUGAAAACUUCACCACAAGUCUUUUAAUUGUGAUGAACAUCUGAGUAAUUGAAAUGGACCAGUUUUUGAUGGAACACACACACUAUUCAGAAAUGAAUUGUGGGUGCUGAGGAAGCCAUAAGAACACUACUUUAUGUCAAGUGGCAGGAUAAGACUCAAAAUGAAGAUAUUUCAAGCCAAACCCAGCAGUCACCUCCAGCAGGACUGGCUUGAUUUCAGCCGCUUUCUUGAUACCGAGGUGGUAUUAGAAUGGAAGAGUAAUGAAUUUCAAAGCGUGUGUACCAAGGAAUUCACUACAUGGCCGGUAUUGUCCAUCUCGGAGCUGUUUCAUAAAAGUAUAUACUACAGGCAUUUUGCUGUACCUUUAUUUAAGGC